CGCAUGCUCUUAUAAUUUCUGACUGUUCCAUGUUAGCCUAAAAAAAGAAUUAAGAAUAUUUUAUUGCAUGCUGUUUUAAAGAAUUUAUUAUGAAAUUAAUAGGUACACUGCGGCCAGAAUAUUUGGAUAGAUAAAAUAACAUAUGAUAAUGCCGUGUUUAAUGCACGUUCGGACGGGAUGUUCGUAAAGAACAUGGCUCUCGCUAUUUUUGGAGAUAGAGAGCUGAAAAGAUCGAGCGUAACAGGUGCAGCAUGUAACCGUACCAAGAGUACUCCGAAACCCUCGCUGAAUCCCACGAAGGCGCUUGCUGUUCGCGAUAUAUUCAGAUACUUCUUAGAAUCAUAUCGUCGCUAUGACAAACAGAAAGUUGAAGAAUUGGUUGGGGAUUACCAAACAUUUAUAAGGCAAAAAUCUCUGACAUGAACAGAGUCGUAAGGCAACACGUCGUGAAGACAA
This is a messenger RNA of Vollenhovia emeryi, 456 nucleotides long. RefSeq lists its product as uncharacterized. Lineage: Eukaryota; Metazoa; Arthropoda; Insecta; Hymenoptera; Formicidae. The coding region runs from base 178 to 423 and encodes 81 amino acids. The record is from RefSeq and is a predicted model, not a curated record. The transcript is spliced from 2 exons. Gene Ontology annotation, molecular function: DNA binding.